GGGGAUGUUGGGGAGGAGAAUGGGUGCAAAAUCCAGCAGGGGACACACGGGGUGCCCAGCAGUCCCGGCCCACUCCCUCUUACCACAGUCGUCAACGCUGAGGAGCGUGCCCGCAUGCUGGGGAUACUGCAUCUCUCAGCUAUGGACAGCGGGCUGCCCAACCCCAGUGUGCUGCUGGCCCUCAACCUGGCUGGGGACAGCAGCAAGGCCAAGCAGGAGUUGCUCGAGCGGAUCAAGAAGACAGCAGUGAAGCAAGCAAAAGACAUGUCCUCGGGCCAGGUGGCUUUGUACGCGCUGGCCCUGCUGUCCUCCUGCUGUGACCUGAGACAUAUAGAGGCACAUGGGCAGAGUGUUGACCUGCUCAGCAUCCUUCAGGAGAAGAUGGACGAGGAGGUGGCACACUGGGAGGAGGAGGGCAUCCCGCUGAGCACACUGUUCAGUAUGGGGCUGGAUGCACAAGCACUGUGUGUGACGGGAGCAGGUGGUUACCAGAGGGCUGCCACCAUCCUGAUCAAGCAGCUGCGGAGUUCCCAGAACAAGCUCUCUGUGGACGAGCAGGCCAUGAUGGCGCUGCCACUGGUGUGUGCCUGGAAUGAGAACCAGGAUAUGCGGGACCUGCUGAACACAACGCUGUCAAACGUGACCAACGAAUUCCUUGAAAAACAGAAUAAGGGAAAUGGCUUAAUUGGGAACAUCUACAGCACAGGUUUGGCCAUGCAGCUGCUGCUGGCUGCGGGCAAGUUCUAUGCCCCACAGAAGUGGGACUGCACCCAGCCUGUGGCUGCCAUCACCAGACACCACCUGGAGCAGCCCAUGGCCAUUGCUCAGGCACUGCCAGCCCUGGUGGGCAGAACCUACCUGGAUUCUGCCAGCCUGGACUGCAGCCCUGAAGCACGCACAACCACUGGCCUGCAGCUGGAUCCAACUCCGAGCCACGGCACGACAACUAAGGAAGUGAGAUCCAACAUCACAGUGGAGUACACCAUCACCAACAACUUGAGUGGACAGUUCUUCACCUAUACCACCAGGGUGGAUGUCCCAGAUGGCUCCGUGCUCCUGGUCGUGCUGGAGCAGGCAGAGAAGUCCAACAAAACUAUCUUUAGCUUCAAGACAGAAUCAACAUUCUGGGGCCCAAUGGUGGUGUCCAUCCACGGGCUGGCUGCCAGUGAGACUGACAGGACCUACUGGCAGUUCUUCAGUGGCAGUGACUCACUGCAGGAAGGGGUUGGCACAUACAAGCCGUACGACGGGGAGCACAUCCAGGCUGUCUUCAGCACCUACUGAUGGUACCGGAGGAGAAGCAGCCCUGCUGGGCACUACAACGUGGCAAUAAAGAGUUGUUUGCAGCAUGUCCUUCCUUGUGUGCUCCCACAGCCCCCUGACCAACACAACCACGCUGUGGUUCUGUGAUCUCUGAGGUCUGCUCCAAACCAACCACUCUGUGGUUCUGUGAUCUUCGAGGUCCCUCCCAACACAACCGUUCUGCUGUUAUGUGGUCCUUGUGGGUCCCUCCCAAGCUGCGACAUUUCGUGGUUCCAUGUUCCUACGUACGGUCUGGGAGCGGCCGGGGAAGCACGGGGUGAAGGAGGUCGGGCUGAGGGUUCUGUCCGGCAGAGAGCCGGAACCCGCAUUCCCUUCCCCUCAGCCGAGGGGGAAAAGGAACUGUGCGACCGGAAGUGCUCCCCGCCGAGCGGCUGA
Phasianus colchicus (ring-necked pheasant) is the source of this 1698-nucleotide messenger RNA. RefSeq names its product cobalamin binding intrinsic factor (gene CBLIF). NCBI's taxonomy places the organism in Eukaryota, Metazoa, Chordata, Aves, Galliformes, Phasianidae. Gene Ontology annotation, molecular function: cobalamin binding. Gene Ontology annotation, biological process: cobalamin transport. The record is from RefSeq and is a predicted model, not a curated record.